Messenger RNA from Colletotrichum destructivum, 3357 nucleotides. RefSeq lists its product as uncharacterized. Lineage: Eukaryota; Fungi; Ascomycota; Sordariomycetes; Glomerellales; Glomerellaceae. The transcript has a single exon. The coding region runs from base 1414 to 1797 and encodes 127 amino acids. The record is from RefSeq and is a predicted model, not a curated record.
ACGUGGGGCCCGAGUCCCACAGUCGAGUGGGUAAAUAAAUAUUGAAUUCGUCUCUUCUCCUUCUCCGGCGCCGGCUAGCACAUGGUCACGAACACGUACAUGGGAUGGGCAUCCGCCAAUUCGGACGACAGGACGCAGGACGAGGACCCAGGGGGAGAGCAGCCUCUCGGCGAGUUGCCGAUCUCGACCCCAAGCCAGAGGCGGGACCAGGUAAUCCCCCAUUCGCAAGUGGUUAUGUGAAACCACUCCUCCCCUCCCACAGCCGGCUCACACGGCCGGCGUCGCCCACCCUUUCGCCAGCUAGGACGCAAUGCGCUACUCGCUGCUGGCUCACAGAAGUCGUUGGUGAUCACUCUUCAUUGACGCAGGAACAUCCGCUAGCUCUCGACGUGCCCGGCCGCCCAAGCUCAGGGGCAACAGCCCCGACUAAGCCAUACUCGUGGCCGUCCCAAGCCGCCCCUCUCUUCCAACAACCUGGUCCAAGUCGCUCCAUCCUGUCGUAGUGAGUGAUGGACGCCAAAAGGAGGGCAACGAUAUGGGCCAUGGGGCUAAACCCCCCUCCCGCCCAUCCGAUAGAUUCGCCGCGGCUUCGACCUCGACCUCGACCCCGACAAGACGAGGCCCGGGAUCAGGGCCAAGAGCCAAAAAAGAAGACGAGAGUGCCACUGGAGUGGUCUGCCGAGGGGAACGAGCUUGGCAGAACCAAAAGAAAAAAGGGGGGAAAGAGCAAAGCAACGCGCAGACUCUCAAAGGGUCCGAGAGCACUCAAUCAGAGAUACUGAGUUUGAUGAGCCUGUGGGCUGGCGGCGCACACAAGCGGCUUAGCGGCAGCUGGGGGUGCCACGACAAGCUUGUGCCCCGAGAUCCGUCCAACCGCUGUCACCACAUCAAAUGAUCUUUUGACGAUCGUCCCUUGCCGAGACCUUGACUGCUGCGUUGGAGCCGGCUUCUACAACGUUUGACCUAGAUUGUCCGCGCUCGUCGACGGAUGUGAUGGAACUAGGCGCCAUCAGGGCCAUCCACGACGUGGUCGCGAUGAUGCAUUCUCCGCCACAUUAACACCACGCGACGCCGACACCGACACAUUGCUGAUUCACACACUAUCCGCACCUCUUCGCGGCCCCCCCUUCCCCCAUUUCGGCCCCAUGUCGCCCCCCGUGCGACAUCGACGAUUUCUUCUUAUCUGUCUCGCGCCGUAUCCGUGAUCCAACGUGCCGAACGGGGUGACCGGGCUCGGCCUCAUCGUCGAAGAAGAAAAUAACUUGCCAACUACCCCGCUGGCAUCCAUACGCGUUCGGGUUCAGCUUUCAAGCAGCAGAUGCUAGAAAGCCAAUUCCUCCAAUUCGCAGGCUUGGCUUUUCCCAACUCGCACCCCUCGAACCGGCUUAGUACAAAGUCAUUACCAGUGCCUGGAUGUUUCAACAACGGGACGGGCUGCUCAGACACGAGCAGUCCCGGCUCGCCUCUGCUCACCAUGCUCACUUUGCGGCCCGUGUCUGCCCGUUUGAGGAAAUUGGCCCUGCAGCUAAUCCCGCGGGCGUGGACACCAUCUCCGAGCUGGGAUUGGCACCGGCCGGCAUGCAACCGCCAAAGAACCCGAACCCGCCUCGGCUUCGCUCGAUUUGGAUGCCUCGCGACGCCGCGCGCCGUCUCGCGAGUCACACUCCCAACCCGCACUCGUACGAACUGACUUCAUCCCGCUCUUCGACCAGUCACGGUCUUCCUCUUUUUACGACGCUUGCAAGCCUCGUCGACGCCUCUCAAGAACCCCCUCACCCCAAUUCUUGUAUCAAUUGACAACCACUCCUGCAACCAACUUCAAGGUCAACAAACAUGGGUUCCGCCGACUGCUCUAUGGUGGACGCACAACAGGCCCGUCUGUCGUCGUCUUCGUCGACUGUAGCCUGCUGGCUUAAAACCCAUCAUCACUUCUGAAGCCUCGCACCGACGUAACAAUGCUCAGUUGCUGGCUAGGAGACUCCUCGAGCGAUGUGCUGCCACUAGGUCCCCAUCCUCGGCCCGUGGUGGAGCGGCUCCUCUUUCCCAUGUAGACGGUGCGUUUUGUCUCCGUCCGAGGCUGGACUCUCUGCCUCAGUAUCCGUACAAAGCAAGCCACCGCGCUCGCGGGUCCAAGACGAAUGUCAAUGCUCCAGGCUCACGGCCCAUAGCCUCUGCCAUCCCAUCCCAUCGUGGUCUUCUCAGCCGGGGUUUGCCACGCUAAAGGACGAACAGAUGCCCUAUUUCAGGAACGCGCACGCUUAGAGCCUGUUGACUGCAACGAAUCGCUGCAGCGUGUCGGAGCCAGUCGACACCAUCACGGCUUAACAACGAGGCGAGGUUAAUCUCGACGGCUCCAUCGUGGCACCCAACCCACUUGAUCGCCGUGGUUCUCCGAGAUCUACGGCAAGGCCCAUUCCCCGCAGACUUUUUUCUGAAGCACACACAGAACGCUCCUACCUUGGACGCGCUGUCCUACAGUCGUUCCGCACAGGUUUCGCGACGGAUGCAAGGUUUCGACGGGCUCUGGCGUCGCCUUGAAGCACUUGGCAUGGGACGAGACCGCCUGUCUUUUCUUCCGCAUUGACGCAGCCUUGGUCACUGACAGACACGAAGGUACGAGAAAUUCAUCUCCGAGGACGACGCCUUCUUCCCGAAACAGAACGAUGAAACGCCGGGCAUCUGUCAUUCGGCCUCUAGAAAGGUAUUGCCAUCCCGUCCAGGGGUCGGCCUAUAGGCGUCCGGACUCGCGGUCAUCUUUCCUCCAGAGACCAUCAGCCGUUCUGCGCCAUCUCGAUAACUCUAUUUACGGCCUGCGUGGCAGCGGUGCUUUGCCAAAUAGUCAACCAAGGUCCGAGUAUCCAUCGACGUGACGUGAUGGCGAGUUUCGGCCAAUUUCAUCAAUGUGAGCGUGGCGUCUGAAACUUUCAGGAACGGAGAUGUCGCUGAAAUGCGUAGCUUCCUAACGGGGUCUAAAAGUCUGGAGCACCCUGGAGCCAGUAAGAGGGGGUUACAGUUCGGUCAGACCGGCUGCUGAUCAUGUGGACCGUUUGGAGUCAUGUGUCGUGGGCAUUACGCCGUAGACUCUGUGACCAUGAGGGCUCAGAAAGGAAGAAGGCACGAAGCGAGGGUGUGCGAAUAUGGCGAAUCGUUGCUAUGGAGCCUGAGGGGAUGUGAUCGGCCGUAGGUUGCUGAUCUUCUUCCUAGCUUUGGGCAAUUCAUCGAUCCCACGAACCUGUAGUUGCGGAUAGCCGUGUACCAAAAGAGGAAAGCAAUCAAUACAACAGACACAGCACAGGGUCUACUCUCUCCAUUCCUCGGGGGCUCAACCCGAAAUUUAGCUGGCCUAGCCUCCUCAUC